AUGUUUGUGCAGGGUCUUUUAUGUGUGUGUUCCGUGGAGUCGGACAACGGGAAUUUAUUGGUGACAAUAAGGAAGAACAGAGGUUUUUUAAUCGCGCCUGGCAUUUAUCAUUGUGCGCAUCGAAGAUGUUGCCUUGUGAACAGCGCUGACGUCAAUGCUAGAUCUGCUCUUCGCAUUGGAGCAGCACGAAAAUCUUAUAAUCCACCUCAGAAGUGCAAAACACCUACCAGAAUUUUACUGUCAGCUGCAGACUUCUUUUCUGAAGAACCUGAAGUACAAUCGGAGUGA
Messenger RNA from Necator americanus (New World hookworm), 288 nucleotides. RefSeq lists its product as uncharacterized. The transcript has 6 exons. Lineage: Eukaryota; Metazoa; Nematoda; Chromadorea; Rhabditida; Ancylostomatidae. The record is from RefSeq and is a predicted model, not a curated record. Bases 1 to 288 code for a protein of 95 amino acids.